Messenger RNA from Acanthosepion pharaonis, 3852 nucleotides. Lineage: Eukaryota; Metazoa; Mollusca; Cephalopoda; Sepiida; Sepiidae. The record is from the annotation of a GenBank genome assembly.
AUGCGUAGUGAGACGAUUACAAAUGGCCGCUCCUUGCGACCAUCGUCGCUCCCUUGCGACUUUGGCUAUUUUGGAUUUACACUCCAAACAGGUAUGUGCCCGCUUCGCCCGGCGAGCAAGGACACAUCUUCCGUGAGAGUAGUUCUCAUCUUUCGCGGCACUGACGACGCUGCAGAUUUACCACAAAUGGUGGAAGACACCAUCAGAGUACGCGGCCCCAAGACUAAUGUAACUAAAGGGGUCGACCUCAGAAAAAUAGGACAGACUAUUAUUUGGCUCAACAGCUCCCUGGUCAGUCUUCACGCAACCAAUGUAUCAGACUGGACAACACCGAUGCCGACCACCACGACAGAGAUGACCACAGCGGAUUGCAUCUGUUUUAUGUCUUUUUUUCUUUUCUUUUUCCAGAUGAUGAAUAUUAUUGAUGAGGUUGCAUUGCGUGAUCGAUUUGCCGGAUGUGAUAUUUCACACUUUGAUAAACCAUUAUUUUUUCCAGCAAGGACAGCUCUUCUGUUAGGUUUUUCUUUUGUCUUCCAGUAUUUUAACGACGCUGCAGAUUUGCCGCAGAUGGUAGAAGAUACCAUCCGACAACACGCCCCCAAGACUAACGUUACCAAAGAUGCCAAUGCCAGACAAAUAGGUCAGACCAUUAUUUGGCUCAAUAGUUCACUGGUCAGUCUUCAUGCAGCCAACGUCUCAGACUGGACGACACCGAUGCCGACGACCACUACAGAGAUGACCACACCAGACUGCAAAGACACGUCUUCUGUUAGGGUCGCCUUCAUCUUCCGCGGCACUGACGAGGCUGGAGAUUUACCACUGAUGGUGGAAGAUACCAUCAGACAGCACGCUCCCAAAACUAGUCCAACCAAAGGUGACGACCUCAGACAAAUCGGACAGACGAUUAUUUGGCUCAACAGUUCUCUGGUCAGUCUUCAUGCAGCCAAUGUUUCGGACUGGACAACACCGAUGCCGACCACUACAACAGAGAUGACCACGCCCGACUGGUCACUACUCGGAGUGAGAGUCAUCUUCAUCUUCCGCGGCACUGAUGACGCUGCUAAUUUGCCACAGAUGGUGGAAGAUACGAUCAGACAACACGCUCCCAAGUCUAACGCCAGCAAAGGUGUCGACCUCAGACAAAUCGGACAGACGAUUAUUUGGCUCAACAGUUCUCUGGUCAGUCUUCAUGCCGCCAAUGUUUCGGACUGGACAACACCGAUGCCGACCACCACAACAGAGCUGACCACGCCCGACUGGUCACUACUCGGAGGUAAGACUCGAUAUUAUAAAGUACAGGCAUCGCUCCGCCUGGUUACUGCUACUUUCUCUUAUUACCAUUUCCCACCAGUGCUAGUGGGUGGGGACAGCUCCUUCAACCUCCUUAAUGUCUCGUCUGUGCCUGCUACACGUCAGUGGGUGCAGGCAGUCCCUCCUCGUUCCUUGAGCGCUCUUCUGUGCCUCAAAGACUCCUCUUCUGUGAGAGUUGUUCUCAUCUUCCUCGGCACUGAAGACGCUGCCGUUUUGCCACAAAUGGUGGAAGAUACGAUCAGACUGCACGCCCCCAAGUCUAAUGCUAGCAAAGGUGAAGACCUCAGGCAAAUCGGACAGACGAUUAUUUGGCUCAACAGUUCUCUGGUCAGUCUUCAUGCAGCCAAUGUUUCCGACUGGACAACACCGAUGCCGACCACCACAACAGAGAUGACCACACCAGAUUGGUCACAACUGGGAGUAUCUAUCAUAUUUAAUAAAAUCUUUUUUUGUUUACAGAUGAAGACUAUUAUGGACAUGGAUGCCUUGAGUGGUCGAUAUGCAGGAUGCGAUAUUUCACGAUUUGACAAAGACUCCUCUUCUGUGAGAGUUGUUCUCAUCUUCCACGGCACUGAAGAUGCUGCCGUUUUGCCACAAAUGGUGGAAGAUACGAUCAGACAGCACGCUCCCAAGUCUAACGCUAGCAAAGGUGAAGACCUCAGACAAAUCGGACAGACGAUUAUUUGGCUCAACAGUUCGCUGGUCAGUCUUCAUGCCGCCAAUGUUUCUGAUUGGACAACACCGAUGCCGACAACUACAACAGAGAUGACGACACCAGAUUGGUCACAACUUGGAGACUCUUCCUCUUUGAGGGUGGUCCUCAUCUUCCACGGCACUGAAGACGCUGCCGUUUUGCCACAAAUGGUGGAAGAUACGAUCAGACAACACGCCCCCAAGACUAACGCUAGCAAAAGUGAAGACCUCAGACAAAUCGGACAGACGAUUAUUUGGCUCAACAGUUCCUUGGUCAGUCUUCAUGCUGCCAAUGUUUCAGACUGGACAACACCGAUGCCGACAACCACAACAGAGAUGAUCACACCCGACUGGUCACUACUCGGAGACGCUGCCGUCUUGCCACAAAUGGUGGAAGAUACCAUCAGACAGCACGCUCCCAAGACUAACGCCACCAAAGGUGUCGACCUCAGGCAAAUCGGACAGACGAUUAUUUGGCUCAACAGUUCUCUGGUCAGUCUUCAUGCAGCCAAUGUUUCGGACUGGACAACACCGAUGCCGACAACCACAACAGAGAUGACCACACCCGACUGGUCAUUACUCGGAGCCUUUUCUUCUUCUUCUUCUUCUUCUUCUUCUUCUUCUUCUUCUUCUUCUUCUUCUUCUAUCAUUUCCCCUUACCACAAUUCUUCUACUUCGUCUUCUUCUUCUUCUAUAUUAAGUUAUUUUUUUGUUUUCUUGAUGGAAUUUUUUUCCUUCAUUCCCAGCAAGGACAGUUCUUCAGUGAGGGUGGUCUUCAUCUUCCGUGGCACUGAUUUCGCUGCAGAUUUGUCACAAAUGGUGGAAGAUACGAUCAGACAACACGCCCCCAAGACAAACGUUACCAAAGUGGACGACCUCAGGCAAAUAGGACAAACCAUUAUAUGGCUCAACAGUUCCUUGGUCAGUCUUCAUGCAGCCAAUGUUUCGGACUGGACAACACCGAUGCCGACCACAACAACAGAGAUGACCACACCAGACUGGUCACUACUUGGAGAUUUGUCACAAAUGGUGGAAGAUACGAUCAGACAAUACGCUCCAAAGACUAACGCCACCAAAGGUGACGACCUCAGACAAAUCGGAGAGACCAUUAUUUGGCUCAACAGUUCCUUGGUCAGUCUUCAUGCAGCCAAUGUUUCAGAUUGGACAACACCGAUGCCGACCACAACAACAGAGAUGACCACACCUGACUGGUCACUGCUUGGAGAACUAAUAUAUUCUUUUACAUUUUUCUUAAUUCCCAGCAAGGACACUUCAUCCGUGAGGGUCGUCCUCAUCUUCAGUGGCACUGAAGACGCUGCAAUAUUGCCACAAAUGGUGGAAGAUACCAUCAGACAGCACGCUCCCAAGACUAGUGCAACCAAAGGUGACGACCUCAGACAAAUCGGAGAGACCAUUAUUUGGCUCAACAGUUCAUUGGUCAGUCUUCAUGCAGCCAAUGUUUCGGACUGGACAACACCGAUGCCGACCACCACAACAGAGCUGACCACGCCCGACUGGUCACUACUCGGAGUCCGUCUCUCAACGCUGUCAAAAUCAUUCUGGUUUUCAACGGGACAGAAGAAGCGAACUUCUUACAGGGCGCAGUCAUUGACGUCAUCCGGAAGUUCGGCCCGCGUCCAUUGUUCACUUCCGGUCAAGAGAUCAGAACUCUGGGAGACCUUAACGUUCUUUUGCAAGACUCCGAUGCAAGUUUAUCGGCUAUCAAAGUGUCAGACUGGACAACCACACCCGUACCCGACACCACGACCAUGGAAAUUCUCACCACAACUCUUGAUUGGUCAGCACUGGGAGGUAAAGAAAUGCAGUUUCUAUGAAUCUAAAGUCUAA